Durusdinium trenchii is the source of this 816-nucleotide messenger RNA. The record is from the annotation of a GenBank genome assembly. Lineage: Eukaryota; Dinophyceae; Suessiales; Symbiodiniaceae.
AUGGCGCUUUGGCACGGUCUGCUGCUAAUGAUCCUGCGCGCGGUGACCACCAGCUGUGCCGAGAACCUCCAACGCUUUGCCCAGCGCAAGGAGAAUCCCAAGCGCUGGCUCAAUGCCUUUGGUGUUGCGCUGGGUGUUCUCGGCGCGCCUUUGGAUGCCGUAGCGUACACGGUCGCUCCACAGUCUCUUCUGGCACCCGUCGGGAUGGUGGGCAUGCUCUUCAGCCUUCUCGCUGCGCAGCACGUGCACGGCGACGAUCUGACGCUGCGAGAUGUCCUCAGCGCACUGGCGGUCCUCUUCGGCGCGGGAUGCUGCAUCCACAGCGGCAGCUCAGAGACGCAAACGCCCAGCUGGGAGAUGUACGCCGUCUAUGCAAGCUGUGUCUUGUUCGUGUGUACUUUCCUCGGGCUCUCGCUGUUCCUCCGCGAGAGCACGCAAGCCGCGGAUGUGCUCGCUAGCGCGCUACUAGGUGGCAGCUUGGCCUCCUCAAGCGUGGUCUGUAGCAAGACCUUGAUGGCCACGUUGACCGAUGCGGGCGCUGCCCUCAGCCAGAUGCUGCAAGCAGCUCUUCCAUUGGGCUUAGUGGCACCAGCGCAUCUCUAUGUGUUGAACCGCUCCUAUGGCAGGCAUUCCCUGGUAAUUAUGUCACCGAGUAUGGGAGCAUCGGCCUUGUUAUGCAAUGUCUUGACAGGCUACCUCCUUUAUGGUGAGGUGCCUUUGGCAGCCAUCGAAUUUAGCAUUGGCAUCAGCUUGAUCUGCUUGGGCAUCCUGUCUUUGAUGGCUUUCCGCUCGAAGAAGGUGGUGGCAGUUCAGUAG